UCAUUUUUCUGCCGUCAGGCCAAUGCAGAUAUACAGCUUGCUUCAGUGCAGUAGUGAAAUGGAUCAUUGGGCACUUUAAUCAGGGUAUUUUGUCAUUACUAAAAACUGCCGCUGAAAUGAUCCAGGAAAUAGAAUGGCUUCUACUAUAUGCACAGUACGUCUGUACUAAUUUCUUCAUUGUUUAAGUCUCUUUGGCGUGGCUAUACGUGCCGUCUUCUGAAUGACCACAGUCCACCGUCAACUCCCCGGCUGCGACACUUCGUAGAGGGCAUGGCUGAACCCAGCUGGAAGGGAUUUUUCCUCUCCGCAUUUGAUUAUAAAACAGAGAAAUAUGUCAUUGCGAAAAACAAGAAAGUCGGAGUGUUAUAUAGAGUCGUCCAGCUCGCAAUCAUUGGAUACAUUAUCGGAUGGGUUUUCCUGACAAAGAAAGGUUAUCAGGAAACAGAGGAGUCUGUCCAGAGUUCUGUGAUCACUAAACUCAAGGGGGUGUCCCUCACCAACACUACAGACACUGGGCUCCAUCUGUGGGGUCCUGAGGACUAUGUCAUUCCACCCCAGGGGGAGACAGUAUUUUUCAUUAUUACAAAUUUUAUUGAGACUCCAAAUCAGAGACUAGGAUACUGUGCUGAGAGCUUUAGGGUGCCGGAUGGCCUCUGUAGGGAAAAUGCUGACUGUGCAGAGGGUGAAUCGGUCAUAGCUGGCCAUGGAGUUAAGAGUGGACGCUGCUUGAAAAAGGACAGGAACUCUACUGGCACGUGUGAAAUAUAUGGCUGGUGUCCCAUUGAGAGAAACCGACAACCACAGGAACCCUUGUUAAGAAAGGCUGAGAACUUCACAAUCUACAUAAAGAACUUCAUCAGAUUUCCUAGAUUUGGAUUUUCAAAAUCGAAUGUUCUGGAUACAGCUAAUGACACAUAUUUAAAAAGAUGCUCAUACGACAAGAUCACCCAGCCAUACUGCCCUAUCUUUCGACUGGGAGAUCUUGUUAGUUGGUCUGGACAUGAGUUCCAGGACAUGGCAUUGAUGGGAGGGUCGAUCGGAAUUCUGAUCGAAUGGAACUGUGACCUGGACAAGGGCUACUCCAGGUGCAAUCCACACUACAGCUUCACCCGUCUGGAUGUGAAGUCUUCAGCCAGUUCCAUCACAUCCGGAUACAACUUCAGAUACGCACGCUAUUACAAAAGUGGAGCAGGGCAGAGUUAUCGAACGCUAUAUAAAGUCUAUGGAAUUCGCUUCGACAUCAUGGUCCAUGGGAAGGCUGGGAAGUUUAAUAUUAUCCCCACAAUAAUUAAUAUUGGAUCUGGACUUGCUUUAAUGGGUGCAGGGGCAUUCUUCUGUGACCUGGUGCUGCUCUACAUGAUGAAGAAGAGUACAUUCUACAGAGAGAGUAAAUUUGAAUCUGCCAAGUAUGACUCCGUAAUAUCACAUUUACACACUGGUUCUUGUGCGUGGGUUUUUUGUGCCUCUCUAAAGGAACAGCACUAGCCAUAAAACGGGAGAGGGGAAGACAGAGGACAGGGUGCACAGGAAACAGAUCCUGGAGCGGCGGCAGCUGACCGAUCUGUCGCCUGAAGCUUAGCAGACGAACAGCUCAAAGAGGAUGAGCUGUUGGCAUCAGAGCACAGAAACGGGCGGGGGCCGGAUGGAUGGGACAGAGCCUUCCGUCAGCAUCCCUCCCCUUUCAUCUGGAACUCGGCAGUGCCAGGUCAGCCUCAUGGACAAGGCCAUGCUAGACUCCAGCCUCGACAUGCCACAGCUUGAAUGUAUUACCAUUCUGUCAAGCUGAAAGACAGAGAACAAGCGUGACCACAGGACAGAUCUGCCAAAGAACACAACAGCAUUGCUGUGCCCCCCCCCGGGCAGGCCCCACAAGCGAUGAGCUGAAAAAAAUACACUGACAUUUCUGUCUGGCCUUUCUGCCUUCUGUGGUUCUCAGCCCCACUGUUAUCAGCAGAUGGGAGAAGCCAUGUUAUGACACGCUUGCAAGGCAAAACAUUUUUUGCAAUAUAAACAAAUGUUUUCGUAGCAGUGAAAAGCAGUGCAUUGGACAUGUUCAAAUCAGGUUGACACUCUUUACGCUAGAAAAAUGCAUGAUCCUGCAAUGACUUGAAUUGUGAUUCAGAAUUGCAUUGUGCUUGCAGUUUCAUCAGAAAUCUAUGUAGAAUUGCUUGUGUUCAUCCGCCCUCCACAGUGUAGACUGCAUUUGAUCUCUCGGUCCCCCGGAGAGAAAGGGAACCACUUUAGUGUGAAUCGCUGGGAUACAGAACAAGUCCGACAAGUUGGUAUCAUUAUGUCUAUACAUCUGUUCCAAAGUGGAUUUAGCCUUUUUACACCAAACAGAUAGUGGCUUUAAUAUUUCCAGAAACAGACAUCACUACCAUCUUUAUGUGACCAAGUGAAGACUCAGUGAAUGGGAUGGGACAGUAGGGCUGCAUGAAACUGGGCCGCUAUUCAAAUCCAUGACAGAGAAGUGUUUACUGAGAGAUCAUUCCAGAAGAAGGAACUAAAUGUGUGGACUGUUAUUAAGUAAAUGCUACACUGACAAUUACUGUAAGCCUUUCUACAUAUUUUUUUUAUUUUUUUUUGAAAUAUCUGUGGGCAAUGAAAAUCCGCAGAAUCAGACCAUAGCUAUAAUAGAGACAAAAUGAAACAUCACAUUUAAUAAAUUGAAUUAAGUAAUAUACAAGAUGACCACACACAAAGCCAUACAAAAUAUUUUAUUUUGCACUGCAAUAUGCUGAUUUCUGAAUGUCUAACCAAUAUUGUAGUCUUGGAGAAUAAGUUUGGUGGUUUCAAAGUAUUUAUUCGUAGAGUGUGAUAAAAUGUAUGCAAAAAGCUUUAAUUAAAAGCUAAUGACCCAGAUCGGCAAUCUAUUCAUUUGAGCAGACCAAGAACAGCUUUUCCAAAGCUUUAAGUCUGUGAGAUUUAUAGCACAAAUAUACAUCAGGAAACAGAAGAGCCUAAAAAGAAUAUCUCCAAGCCAUAUAGUCAAGUAUAAAAUAUGCAGCAAGAUGUUUUAUACCCGAACUCGUUCUGCCCCCGUAAGAUCUCAGUUGCAGUGAAUCACUUGAAUAAAUUUGAACUUGAA
Messenger RNA from Anguilla anguilla (European eel), 3088 nucleotides. Its product is annotated as P2X purinoceptor 5-like. Gene Ontology annotation, molecular function: purinergic nucleotide receptor activity; extracellularly ATP-gated monoatomic cation channel activity; ATP binding. Gene Ontology annotation, biological process: response to ATP; monoatomic cation transmembrane transport. Bases 148 to 1485 code for a protein of 445 amino acids. Gene Ontology annotation, cellular component: nuclear inner membrane; plasma membrane. Lineage: Eukaryota; Metazoa; Chordata; Actinopteri; Anguilliformes; Anguillidae. The transcript has 12 exons. The record is from RefSeq and is a predicted model, not a curated record.